This is a messenger RNA of Drosophila takahashii, 2018 nucleotides long. It is a transcript of the gene Zip89B, whose product is annotated as Zinc/iron regulated transporter-related protein 89B. Gene Ontology annotation, biological process: zinc ion transmembrane transport. NCBI's taxonomy places the organism in Eukaryota, Metazoa, Arthropoda, Insecta, Diptera, Drosophilidae. Gene Ontology annotation, molecular function: zinc ion transmembrane transporter activity. Gene Ontology annotation, cellular component: plasma membrane. The record is from RefSeq and is a predicted model, not a curated record.
CUGAGCAUUGGGUCUACCAAGCGAACUACCAAAUCCCCACUCCGUCAGUCUGCGAGUUCGCCUCAAGCGUUCAACACCUGUGAGCUGCUAAAAAAAUAUAAAUAAAUAACUACCAGUAAUACCUAUUAGCAGGCUCUUAACUCUUAGCCAAAGUGAAAGAAAAGUGGCUGAGAAAAAAGUGAAAAGUUAAGCGGUAUGCAAGUGCAGAACCCAGCCCAACCAGAUGAGCCCAACCCAACCCACAACAACCCAGCCCAUUGAGAUUCCGAGCGCAACACACAUGCUGCUGUUUUAGCCAAGAGAGUUGCUUUUUGUUUUGGCCACAAGUGGGCCGAGAGGAAGUCUGGAGUGUUUUAGCUGCUUCGAGAGAUCGAUCGAUCGAUCGGUGGAAAACCAAACAAAAAGAGUUGAUUCGAAAAUCGCAAACAAAACAAAGCAAAAGCAUGAAUCAAACGCAAGUGAAUAAUUUUCUCAAGUGCUUCCUGCAAAUCGAUGAGCCCGCCGCCGGCCAUUGGACCUCACGUCACGAGGGGGAGGAGCACGACGAUCACGAUCACGACCAUGAUGACGAGGAGGAUGAGGAUGGGAGUGGGGUGCUGGUGGCCAAGGUCACCGCCAUGGUGGUUCUAUUCUGCGCCAGCGCCAUCUGCGGCUCCAUUCCCUUCCUGCUGAACCGCUGCUACCGCUGGACGGAGAACCAGACGAAUGCCCGCUCCGCCAUUGUGGUCAAGUGUCUGCUGUACUUUGGUGGUGGAGUCCUGUUGGCCACCACCUUUCUGCAUCUGCUCCCGGAGGUUCAGGAGGUCGUCGAGGAGCUGCAAGAGUGCGGCAUCGUCGGUGAGCUAACCUUUCCGCUGGCCGAGCUGCUCAUGUGCUGCGGCUUCUUUCUCAUGUACUUUAUCGAAGAGGCCAUGCACACCUAUGUCCAUCAUCACCAGAAGGAUGAGGCGGGCGCCGCCUUCGAGCGGGGUCACAGCAUACGGAAUAGUCACCUGCUGAAACCCACCAGCGAGGGCAACACCACCACCACCGCACCCUCGGCACCACCACCGCCAUCUGAGCUGGGAACGCUCUCGGUGCAGAAUCUCCUGCAGAGCGACCUGGAGCAGCAGAAGUUCCAAGCUGCCAAGCCACAGAGCCAGGCGAAUGGCCAUGGACACGGCCAUAGUCAUGGUCAUGGUCAUGGUCAUAGCCACCUGCCAGUGAUCGCGGAUGAUGCCUCCGCCGGGGACAUGCUGGCCUCUUCGCUGCGCGGACUCUUCAUCGUUUCCGCCCUGUCGCUGCACGAACUCUUCGAGGGCAUGGCCAUUGGCCUGGAGAGCUCCGCCAGCUCGGUGUGGUUCAUGUUCGGCGCCGUUUCCGCCCACAAACUGGUCCUGGCCUUUUGCGUCGGAGUCGAGCUGAUCGUGGCCCGCACCCGGAUGACCCUGGCCGUGCUCUAUGUGCUGACCUUUGCCGUGGUCAGCCCGCUGGGCAUCGGCAUCGGGAUCCUGAUCAAUCACGGCCAGGAGACCACCGGUCCCAGCCUGAUCUCGGCCAUCCUGCAGGGCUUCGCCUGCGGCACGCUCAUCUACGUGGUUUUCUUCGAGAUCCUCUCGAAGAAUCGAUCCGGUCUGCGCGCCUAUUUGGCCCUAUUCGUUGGCUUCCUGGUCAUGUUCGGCCUUCAGCAGUUGACUUCCAGUGGCGGACAUGGUCAUAGCCACAGCCACAGCAGCUGCUCGUCGUCGUCGGAGGAGGACGCACACGAUCACCAAGAGACUGAGACCAGGUCGGGACACGCCCACGACCAUGGGCACGACCACGAUCACCCGCCCCAUCACCACAACCACGCCGAGGAGCUGGCCACUGUCCACAACUACGAACAGCAGCUGCAACUCCUGCGGCAGGUCACCCAAAAGCUGCUUGAAGCACAUCCCAAGAAGGACGCCUAGAUUUUAAACUGCCCAGCAGAAAUUUGAUCUAAUUAAUUGUAUAUGUAUUUAUGUAGAAAUAAACUGUAAAAAUAGUAAAAUUAAAAA